GCCACAAAGCAGGAGAAAAUGGCCAUCAUCUCUGGCGCCGAGGAAAAGUAUUUAGAAAGAAUGACCUCCAUUCAACAGAGCAUUCAUCAACGAGAGAAACAGAGGCUACAGUUGGAAAAUGAGCUGUUUACAUGCACCAGACCCAACAAACGAACGAUCUCUCAGAUAAAAGGUUCCAAACUGCACGGUUAUCUCAAGCAAAUCUGUGUCAGGGAGGCACAAGCGAAAAUGAGAAACCUUGAGCUUUUGAGAGAUGUGGAGUGUCUUCAAAUUAGCAUUCAACAAUACAGGCCUAACCUUUUUGCUUUGCAACAACAAAAGGCGGAAUUUUCAAAUAAAAUUGAAAAAUUUAUGGAACAAACGAAGACAAUGGAAAAUUUAAAGCGGAAAUCUGUCCAAAGCAAUUGCGAAGACAACUCCUCUCACAAAGCAGAUGAUUUCACGGAUGCACAUGCGGUCAUCUCACUUGGCCGCCAAACCUCCAGAGGUUCCCACAAUGCAACUGGUAUCACAAGUGCACUCUCAGACCAAGCUUUGCACAGUUCACCCAAUCGUAGCUUGUCCACAUGCAAACAACUACCAAGUGGCCCUUUGACAGACAUCACAGUUGUCAGAGAGGAUGCCAGCGCCAACCGAGCACAUUUAUCAGAUGACAUUUCAGAUUCAAACAAUUCUCCUGACGGUCCUAAUUCGACUGACAAACACGGAAAAAGGUUGGCAAUGCUUCAAUUUUCUGAAGCUGCAGAACAGUUUUUUGAACAUGGUGAUGAACAAGAACCUGAACCUCAGAUGACCUUUAAUAGUCCAAAGAGGAAUCUAUCUCAAGGUAGCAGCAAUGACCCAAUAGGGCUCCAGAAUCCCUCUGCUGCACACGUUAACGGCAAAGAGAUUGCUCCACAGACACCCUCAAUGGAAAAUCCUGGGAGAGGUUUCAGUUGCUUGAUGCCUCAAACAUCAUUUGCAAGAAAAUCUGAAGAUCGCUCAGGCAGAUCUGGAAGUUUCAACUCUAGUUUUGAUGAGCAGUUGUCGGAGAGCAGUGAGAGUCACCUGUCCAUUUCUAUUACACAAUCCGAUUCAGGAGAUGAUGAGCUGGAGGAUGAAGCAACUGCUAGGAAUAACGGAUCUGAAGGAAUAUGGCACAGUGCUUUUUCAACAGCUAAGGAAACACCUCAGUUACUUUCCAUUAAAGGAUUCUUUAAACUUCUAGACUCAAUUGAGGAUCGACUCCGUGGUGAACAAACAAGAGUGUACGGAAACGUAUCAAUUGAUGAAAGACAACUUUUUAGAAUUAUCAGCCUUUGUGACAGUGAAGCGGGCUUGAAUGAGGAGGACCUUGAAGCAUGCAGUGCAGUGGUGCUUCAUGAGCUCCAGAGGUUGUCAUUGAGCACCGAGAAGGGUUGCCUACUAUCGCAUGAGCUAGUGAGUGCACACCAGUCCAACACUGAGCAUAUGGCAGCCAGCUUCCCUUCUGAUGCCGCUCGGCUGUGGGAUCGCUGGUUCAAGCACGCCCUUCUGCUCAAGGAGAGCCAUGUCCUCAGCACUGAGCGCUUGGUCGAACUGUUCGCACCGCUGUUGGUGGAGCGUCAUGCAACAUACCACCACCAGGCCAAAGUGCUGCUGAGGACACUUCUUUCCCGGUCCAGUGAGGAGUGCCCCUCAGCAGAUGAGGAGAGUGACUCUACUUGUUCUUGUGGCCCUCCUUUUCGCCCAGCUCAUGGUGGUGAUGCGAAGCCUGCCAGGAGGAUCCAAAAGCAACAGAUCCAAGAACUACAAAGUACUGAAGAGGAGAGCCACGACGAAAGCCCUGUGAAAAGUGUUCCUAUUAGAGAGACAAAAGCGUAUCAGUUACUUAAGCUAUCAGCCAUGCAAGAACGACUGCAGAGUUCUGAAGAGGAAGGAGACGGAGAUGAGAAUGACCCCCCAGGAACAAAUCAUGGCCCAGAAGUGGACCUUGGGCGGGCCAAACGCUCCUCACAUCAAGACCCUUACCCUCGGAAAGACAUCAUGAACCCAAAGAUUUAUUCAGCUCUGCAGUCAAAAGAGCUGUGGGGGGACUCAGAUGACAGCAACUCAGACAUCGAAGCAGCCUUGCGACCGCAACCUUUCAACACAAAUGAUGACGACACAGAUGACUUCUACGACUGA
Messenger RNA from Nerophis lumbriciformis (worm pipefish), 2145 nucleotides. Lineage: Eukaryota; Metazoa; Chordata; Actinopteri; Syngnathiformes; Syngnathidae. The record is from RefSeq and is a predicted model, not a curated record.